AUGGUGAGCUUGAGCGGUGUUGUUGCCAUCGCCGCUUCAGGCGCGGCUAUUUUCGUCGUCUUCGCAGUCGUUUCGAUAGUCGUCUGGGUUCGCUUUAGAAAGGAGCGUCAUGCGUUGAGAGUCCUAGGCCUUAAGGAAGGGGAGUUUUCCCGUAGCCUUCAGACCUUCACAGGGAAUACCUUAACAUCACUUUCGCACGAGGAGGGUACGGCACUCCGAGCACACGGCCAGUUACCCUAUGGCAAACCGACAGAAUGGGGUCAACUCGCAUCUCGAGAGACUCUACUUCAGCCCAAGAAUAACUCAGACUCGUCAUUUCCACUGGCCGACAAAGCCCGAUCACUUCGAAAUUCCCUCAGGCGAUCCCAAUCCAAACGCCUUUCCAGGUCCUCGCACAAGCGUCUAAUCCUCAUCGGCCGUCGAUAUCCAGAGAAGAUGUUCCACUUUCGGCUAUCGAGGGGGGUUCUCGAGUUGGCAGCAGAGCGAACUCCGAACCAAACACCCGAGAUGAACAAAGAGGAAGAAGAAGGGUUCAUUCUCGGCAUGCGACCUGUGUCUCCUGGAUGGCCUUUACCUAUCCAGAGGGACCGGUCUACCAUGUUUCCCCUGUUGGAAAACCGUAACUCGCAAGAUAUGUUCGAUCCGUCUCCACGAAUCUACGAAGAGUCUCCGCAACGGCUCCGAGGAGGUAGCAUUGCAAGCCAAAGAGCUGGCGCUAUCCCAGACGAUAUCCCUCCCCCUCCCCCACCGGCUGCCUGGCCACCGGACAGACUCAGCUAUGCGAGGAAUGACUCCGUUAUGAGACUAUCUUCUAUGAGCUUGGAUACCUGCAACAGCUCCAUUCUAGACGAUGGCAGAUUCGGUUUCCGAUCCGCCGAUACUGAACUCACUUCUCCCAUCUUCCCAUCAGGUGGCACCUUCGUUCCGUUCAGUGCGAACGACGUUGGGGUAAAGAAUGGACGCAGGAGCUUCAUCGCCGCAAACACCGGUCAGGGUAUGCCACCGUUGCACAAUCCCCCCAUUCGUUCGUCUUCAACGGCAGAGACUCGUCGAAGAUCGUCAAUGGAGCCCAUGGAGCCUCGCAGGAGCAUGACGACGGCUUCUAGGAAUCCUAGCAAUGGAAGUGAUCGAUUUGAUGGACCUCCUCAUCGGAGCGAUUCAGUAUCGUCUAAUAAUAUACCCACGAGGCAUUCAUCAUUCCGCAGUGGAACACCGAUAUCUAUGGGCAGUUUCCAGAACCCCAACACUCCCAGCUGGCGAUCACCUCCGUCUCAAAUGGCCUAUGUACCUCAUUUCAGCCAAUUCCAACGAUCAAAUAUCUAUGAUGAGCAGCGUGAGAACGACCCUUUCUAUGGUGGCUCGCCGCAUUCCAACGGUACGCUCUUUUCUAUGGGAUCGCCUGGCACCGCAACUAGCUCGAUGCCUCCUAGCCCCGUACAAAGAUCCAGUCUAUCUCAGCGAGGUGCUUUGCCAUCUGCCUUGAAGGGUGGCAACUCGCAACGCAAGGGCAAAGGCCAUCGACGACAAAACUGUGUUCGUAUCUCGAUCCAUCCACCUAUGACUUUUGGUGGAUCAACAUUUUCCCCCACACUUGAAGAAGAGCCAGAAGAUCUUGAUGCGAUGGAAGAAGUUGACUUGCGCGAAAGUACCAUCAAUGGACCUUCCAAGCCGCCGCCAGUCUUGUCAACCAACAUCUCCCCCAUACCAAUAUCCAAACGUGGUAGCCGGCGAACCAAGCCGGCUGCUAGCACCCUUGGGCCUCUUGCUGAAGAACCACAGUCUCUACAAAAUAUCACCCCAUCCAAAAAGAAAAAGAAUGCCCCCAAUAGCAAGGAAGCUCGGUCUAUCCCAUACGAUAAGACACAUAACUUGCCCGAGCUUUUUACUGCUCUGUCACCGUCCACCGGGCUCAACUUGUCUCAUACGCCUUCACCGGAUAGAACCACGGCGGUCUGGACCAUACCCGAAGUGCCUUCGCCGACACACGAUGACUCUCCUGGGACUGGCAGUCCAAGGAGAACCGCGGUCAAGGGUCCACGUACUCAGCCGGGCAAACCAUCCCGCCGCAACUCAGCACACAUCCAACAAAAGCCAGUGAAGCCACUCAUGGGAGUCGGCUCGCCUACUGGUCUUCCUCUCAUCACAGGAACCCAAGGAAGUGAUUGGCGCAAAUCUACCGAUACCCUGUUCCGAACAAACACCGACGCUGCCGAUGGCUCGUCCCGGCGGUCACGCGAUCUCCACGGCUCUAUAGCGAACGGAAUCGGCGCACUCACCAGUCCUUCAUCCCCAGUUCAUACAAAGAGGGGAAGAAGUAAUACUGUGCGAGACCGUGUCACGAUCUGGGAAGAUGCCAAUCGUAGUGCAUCACCGCCCAAGCCUCCCGCUGCGCAUUUACCCGGUCUUUAUAGUUACGCAGAGACUUCGCCAUCGCAGAAACACAGUCACGGCAACCAUAUCCCCCGAUCCAUCUCUCGAGGCGAGAAUUCUCCUCCGCGCAAUGGUAGCCAACGUAUGCCGCCGACGCCUACCUCUACUCGACGAGGCUUGACAACACCUACCGGUAAGGCUCUUGGAUUGGGGAUUGGAGGGACUCCAGCCAGCCUGUACGAUGGUGAUGGAUUCUUCAGGGAGUAG
Penicillium manginii is the source of this 2637-nucleotide messenger RNA. RefSeq lists its product as uncharacterized. The coding region runs from base 1 to 2637 and encodes 878 amino acids. The transcript has 2 exons. Lineage: Eukaryota; Fungi; Ascomycota; Eurotiomycetes; Eurotiales; Aspergillaceae. The record is from RefSeq and is a predicted model, not a curated record.